Messenger RNA from Prunus dulcis (almond), 1830 nucleotides. Its product is annotated as xylose isomerase-like. The record is from RefSeq and is a predicted model, not a curated record. Bases 108 to 1547 code for a protein of 479 amino acids. The transcript is spliced from 21 exons. Gene Ontology annotation, biological process: carbohydrate metabolic process. Gene Ontology annotation, molecular function: xylose isomerase activity. Lineage: Eukaryota; Viridiplantae; Streptophyta; Magnoliopsida; Rosales; Rosaceae.
GACAACCAGAAGGGUAAACUGGUAAAUCAAAACACAUGUAACAAAUGGUUUGGAAGUUUGAACCGUCCUGAUGCUAUGGAAGGAUAAGGAGGGAUUUGCAUGAGACAAUGAAAAUGAAGGCUGGGAGGAUAUUGUUGCAUCUUCUUUGUUUGAAUGUGGUUACCUUUGGAGUGAUUGCUGGUCCGCAAACAUGUCCUGCAUCGGAUCUUGAAAGUGGGUGUAGUGAUUCUGAAGAAUGGAAAGGGGAAUUUUUCCCUGGAAUUCCCAAAAUUAAGUAUGAGGGCCCGUCUAGCAAGAACCCCCUAUCCUUCAAAUGGUAUAAUGCGGAAGAGGAAAUUCUAGGGAAGAAAAUGAAGGAUUGGUUGAGGUUUAGUGUUGCAUUUUGGCACACAUUCCGUGGAACAGGAGGUGACCCAUUUGGUGCACCUACAAAGAAUUGGCCAUGGGAGGAUGGAACUAAUUCUGUGGCUAUGGCCAAAAGAAGAAUGAGAGCCAACUUUGAGUUCAUAAACAAGCUUGGAGUCGAUAGGUGGUGUUUCCAUGACAGGGAUAUAGCUCCUGAUGGAGAAACCUUGGAGGAAUCUAACAAAAACUUGGAUGAAGUGGUGGCCCUUGCUAAGGAGCUUCAGGGAAGCAAAAUUCGACCUUUGUGGGGCACAGCUCAGCUGUUUCUGCAUCCUCGCUACAUGCAUGGUGGUGCUACAAGCCCUGAAGUAGGUGUAUAUGCAUAUGCUGCUGCUCAAGUUAAGAAAGCCAUUGAGGUCACACAUUAUUUAGGGGGCGAAAAUUAUGUCUUCUGGGGUGGCCGUGAGGGUUACCAGAGUCUCUUGAAUACUGACAUGGGACGAGAGCUUGAUCAUCUGGCACGGUUUCUUGAAGCUGCAGUUGCCUACAAGAAGAAAAUUGGAUUCAAUGGAACACUGUUGAUUGAACCGAAGCCUCAAGAACCUACCAAACACCAGUAUGAUUGGGAUGCUGCAACAUCUGCAAAUUUCCUUCGAAAAUAUGGCCUAAUAGGAGAAUUUAAACUUAACAUUGAGUGCAAUCAUGCCACGCUAUCUGGUCACAGCUGUCACCAUGAGCUUGAAACUGCAAGACUCAAUGGUUUAUUAGGAAAUAUUGAUGCAAACACUGGAGAUCCUCAGACUGGAUGGGAUACAGAUCAAUUUCUCACAGAUAUUGCAGAGGCAACUCUGGUUAUGCUCACUGUAGUAAAGAAUGGAGGAAUUGCACCAGGAGGAUUCAACUUCGAUGCAAAAUUACGGAGAGAAAGCACAGACGUUGAGGAUUUGUUCAUUGCUCAUAUUAGUGGAAUGGAUACCCUGGCGCGUGGGCUCCGAAAUGUUGUGAAGCUCAUUGAGGAUGGUUCUCUGGAUGAGCUUGUUCGCAAGCGGUAUGAGAGUUUCGAUACAGAAAUUGGCGCGCAUAUAGAGGCUGGUAAGGGUGAUUUUGAGUAUCUUGAGAAGAAGGCCAUAGAAUGGGGUGAACCCAGAGUUCCUUCUGCCAAGCAGGAACUUGCGGAGAUGCUUUUCCAGUCGGUUUUGUAGACAUGCAGUGCAGCAUAGGAUAACAAAAUUAAUAUAUAUUGUAAUCAUUACCAAUAAAGGACACACUUUGUUUCUGAAAAACAUACAAGUAACCAGUUGAUUCAGAUCCUUGUAACCGUCUAGAACUUGCGUAUUGCUUGCAUAGGAUGAUAUAAAAUACUCAUGUCCAUGGUAGCGUUGACAUUGAGCUUUUAAGCUGUGAUUUGGUCAUUUGCUGUUGAAGUUCCCCUUUUCUAUUUCAAGAAAUAUUUAGUGCAUGAAAUGGAGCAUGGUUUGGCUUGUA